AUGCAGUCACCUCUUGUGCCUCGGCUCACAACCUGUGGUACGUCGAAUUUCUGUUGGACAUCUUAUCUGGCUCGAUCGCGUUAUGCCGGCAUUCGAUUCUCAUCCUCCAAAGCAUCUACACGUGUCGCGGUCCUUUAUCAGGCAUUAGACCCUCCCAUCAUCAAUGGUAUCCGCAAGCCAAAAAAACCAGGUGGUUAUCAGGACUCGGGCGCCGAUAUUGCCUACAACCUCAGUCAAUGCGACGAUGUUAAGGUCGUAACACCAAGCAAUUCAGCAGAUCCUCUCAAAGACGGGGAUUGGUGUUUUCCUGAUACCGAGGAGGGUAUUCUAGACGCAAUUUAUAAGGGCGCAAACUACCUCUGGUCCAAUACUAUUGUCUUUGCCUCGCAUCCAUUGCAGACCUCGACUCAACUUACUUCCUUCCAAGAUGACGUCCGGGUGGUUGGCCAAGGCCCACUAGUAGUCGAUAAAUAUGAUGACAAAAAGUUUGUCAACGAUUACCUACGGGCGGUUGGCGGAUUCACUAUGCCGCGAACAUUCACUGCAUCUUCGCUGGCCGAGGUGGCCAAAUCGGUGGGUGAUAUUUCUUACCCAGUUGUUGCGAAGCCCAUUCGUGGACGCGGAAGCUUCGGCGUCAAGGUGUGUUACAACAAGAGCGAGUUGCUAGCUCAUGCCGAAUAUUUAUCCAGUAAAGACAUGGCCUUCAUGGUAGAAGAGUUCCUCCAAGGCGAGGAAGCGACAGUGACUGUCAUGCCGCCUACCACAGAAGGGAGAGACCAUUGGUCGCUUCCCGUCGUCACUCGCUUCAAUCACCAAGAUGGCAUUGCACCAUAUAACGGCGUUGUAGCCGUAACGGCCAAUUCAAGUGUGGUACCCGAAAGUGAAACCGGGCCUCUUCAUCACCGGCUGGCUAAGGAAUGUGAGCGAGCAGCUAGUCUUCUUGGAUUAACUGCUCCAAUUCGCAUUGAUGUUCGAAGAUUCAAAGAUUCGUCUGAAUCACCAUACGCAUUGUUCGACGUCAACAUGAAGCCUAACAUGACAGGCCCUGGGCGGCCCGGCCGUGAUGACCAAGCCAGUUUAACUUUGUUAGCUGCAAAUGGCUUAGGGUGGGAUUAUAAGGAGCUUUUGCGACGGAUUUUAAGGACUUCAAGCACUCUUAGGGCGCUGAGAGCACUCAAGCCUGUGGAGAAAGUAGAGUAA
This is a messenger RNA of Fusarium sp. VM40, 1200 nucleotides long. The record is from the annotation of a GenBank genome assembly. NCBI's taxonomy places the organism in Eukaryota, Fungi, Ascomycota, Sordariomycetes, Hypocreales, Nectriaceae.